AUGUCUCGCGUCCCUGCCGCUAAGAGAAGACGACUCAGUCCGCCUGAGGACGGCGCAUAUCCAAUUACUGCGAAGGAGAAUAAGAAACAGAGCUUUCUGAAUAAUGCAGCCAAGUGGGAUCUGGAGCAGGACUAUGAGAACAGGCCGCGCAAGCUGAACAAGAAGAAGGAGAACAAGAGAUUGCCUGUCAGGACCGUGGAAGGAUGGGUUGCGCCGGCUGCGACGGCCGAUGUCAAAGAGGAAUCAGACUCAGACAGCUUCUUGGGGUCUGGUGACGACGCGGAAGAGGAGGAACCGCAAGAAGAGGUAGUGGAGGAACAAAAGCCCAAGAUACCUGCGCGGCAACAAAUACUCGAGGCGAAGGAAGAGCUUGCGCGCAUAGCUAGCUUGGUCAACGAAGACCCGGAAGAGCACAUCCACGCGCUCAAGACAUUGGCAGCGAUUGCGGACUCGGAGAACUUUACAGUCAAGAAGCUGGCAUUAGCUACGCAGUUGACCAUUUUCAAAGACCUGAUCCCUGGGUACAGGAUACGGCCACUGUCAGAGGAGGCCAUGGGCGAGAAGAUUUCGAAGGAGGUCAAGAAGCUGCGCACAUUCGAACAGAGACUUGUCACAGGAUAUCAGGACUAUGUCAAUCAUCUUGGCAAGCUGGCAAAGUCUAGUGGGGUGAAGAAUGAGCAGAACGCGAGCUUGGCAUCCGUCGCGGUCAGCUGUGCAUGCAACCUGAUCACUUCCGUACCACACUUCAACUUCCGUGGAGAGCUGCUGAAGAUACUCAUCGGCAAGCUCAGCACGAGACGCGCUGAUGCUGACUUUGUGCGAUGCAGAGAAGCGCUGGAGCAAUUAUUCGAAAACGACGAGGAAGGCAAUGUCUCGCUGGAAGCCGUCACCAUGUUGACCAAGAUGAUGAAGGGCAAGAACUACCACUUCGACGAGAGCGUGCUCAACACCUUCCUCCACCUCCGUCUACUCUCCGAAUUCGCACACAAGGCCUCUUACAACGCCAUCGACAAGUCCGACGACCUGCCCAUAAGCAACAAGAAGAUGAAGCAAAAGCGUGAGUUCCGGACUAAGCGGUUGCGGAAAGACCUCAAGGAGAAGAAAGCUAUCGAGAAGGAGUUCAAAGAGGCAGAUGCAGCUGUCAGCCAUGAAGAGCGUGACAGGAUGCAGGCCGAAACCCUCAAGAUGGUCUUCGUAGCCUAUUUCCGCAUCCUCAAAGCCCGCUCACCAAGACUCAUGGGUGCCGUUCUCGAAGGCCUAGCACGCUACGCCCACCUCAUCAAUCAGGAUUUCUUCGGCGAUAUCCUUGAAGCAUUGCGCGAUAUCAUUACCACGGCUGAAGUCUCUGCCGCAGCGGCCGUCUCAGACGAUGAAGACGAGGACGCCUCAGAUGACGAUGAUGAGAACGAAGCUCCGGAACGCAACCUUACGCGCGAAUCUCUCCUCUGCGUUAUCACCGCCUUUGCUCUCCUCGAAGGCCAGGACGCGGCCAAGUUUGCAUCAAGCCAAAGACUCGAUCUGAGCUUCUUCAUCACGCACUUGUACCGAACACUGCAUCCAGUAUCGCUCAACACAGACAUCGAACUCAGUUCAAAGAGCUUGCAUCUCCCAGACCCAAACAUGCCAGAAGCACAGGUCCUCCCCAACAAAAUUAACGUCCAAACUACAAUCGUCCUCCUCAUCCGCUCCCUAUCCUCCGUUCUACUUCCCGCCGCCUCACUCCGCGCCGUCCCACCACUGCGCGUCGCAGCCUUCACCAAGCAGUUGAUGACCGUCUCCCUGCACCUCCCCGAGAAAUCGUGUACAGCCAUGCUCGGACUGCUUAAUCGCAUCACGCGCAGUCACGGCAAGAAAGUCGCGCCGCUGUGGAAUACAGAGGAGAGAAGGGGCGAUGGUGUGUUUGAUGCACUGAAGGGAGAGGUCGAGGGAAGUAAUGCGUUUGCAGGCACGGUUUGGGAGGGGGAGAUAUUGAGGAAACAUUUUGCGCCGAGUGUGAGGGAGGCAUUGCAGGUCGUCAGCAAUGGUGUAUUGUUCGAGGAAGAGCAACUUGAGGAGUUCCGCAGGGGCGCCUACUACCCCGUCAACAUAGGAGAUGUCUUCGAGUCCAAGCACCAGGUAGUAGGCAAGCUAGGUUUUGGUGUUACGUCAACUGUUUGGUUAGCCCGUGGUCUAAAAGAGGAGAUGGGUGAAGACGAGCACAAUAUGUACAACAUCUUGAGCAAAGGCAAUGCUUCCCAUCCGGGGCAUAGUCAUGUGAGGACAGCCCUCGACAUGUUCACCAUUCCCAGACAGGGCGGGGACCAUCGAUGCCUUGUCCAGAAACCAAUGUGGGAUAGUUUCAAGGAUCUCUUGAAUAGGAACCCCGCGCAUCGCUUCACGGAAGAGCUGCUCAGAGCUGGUCUGUCGCAAGUGUUCCUCGCACUCGAUUAUCUCCACACCGAAGCCAAGAUCAUACACACAGAUAUAAAGGCAGACAACAUCCUUAUAGAGAUUGAGGAUCAGGACAUUCUGAAAGCAUUUGUUGAUGUCGAGAUGACCUCUCCCUCGCCUCGAAAAGUCGUGGACGGCAAGCCAAUCUACGCUACACGUCAAUUUGGAUUACCAAAGGAAUACGGGAGGAUUGUCCUUGGAGACUUCGGCUCUGCAGUUCGUGGCGACAAACCUCAGGUUCAUGACGCGCAACCUGAUGUCUAUCGCUGUCCGGAGGUCAUGCUGCAGACGGAAUGGGGGUAUCCGGCUGAUAUUUGGAAUGUCGGGGCUAUGAUUUGGGACCUCUACGAAGACAAGCAUCUCUUCUACGGUAUCGAUCCUAUCAAGAAGAGAUAUUUGACUAGAGCUCAUCUUGCAGAAGUCGUUGCAGUCCUCGGUCCGCCGCCCCUAGAUAUUCUCAAUCGUGGAUCGCGGAGUAAAGAAUUCUUCGAUGAUGAAGGUAAGACUUUAUACUUCCAAGAGACCAUCUAA
Parastagonospora nodorum SN15 is the source of this 2961-nucleotide messenger RNA. RefSeq lists its product as hypothetical. Gene Ontology annotation, cellular component: nucleolus. NCBI's taxonomy places the organism in Eukaryota, Fungi, Ascomycota, Dothideomycetes, Pleosporales, Phaeosphaeriaceae. The coding region runs from base 1 to 2961 and encodes 986 amino acids. Gene Ontology annotation, molecular function: chromatin binding; ATP binding; protein kinase activity. The record is from RefSeq and is a predicted model, not a curated record. The transcript is spliced from 5 exons. Gene Ontology annotation, biological process: protein phosphorylation; DNA replication initiation.